AUGACGAAGGCUCAGCAUCACCAGCAUAUACCAAAGACUCUGGAAAACGCUGGAGAGUUUCGGAUGUUUAUUUAUGAGCUGACAGAGUCAAGAAUUUUUAGCGUUAGCAUCCUGUUCGUAAUUCUUCUCAACACAGUGAUCUUGGUGAUUCAAACUGACGAAGCAUUUGCAGUGAAAGCAGGUAAAGUUUUUAAAAUUGCAGUGAAAUCGCUUUGGAUAUUGGUUUUCCUUUAUUGUGAUGCUUGUCGGGGGAAAAAUAUUGAAUCUGUGAUGAAUGGUUUCGACUUUCCUACAGUAAUUAUUUAAGACUGAAAAAUAAUCGUUUUCCCAGUACAGUUGCUCCUCCGACAGAUUAAGUUCUGUGAAGAUUAUAAACACCAGACUGCAGAAUGUGACUGUGGAAUCUUUUAAACUUACAGCAGCAUUUAUUCGACCAAGUCUACCUGAACCUUUCCUCUAGAUAUGUUUCAUUAAUUUUCUAUUCUUGUUAUACCAUUUUGACCAAAUCGUUAUUUAUCGCCAUCAGACUGACAGUUAAAUUUGAAAUCACACCAGCCUUUUGAUCUAUAAAUGUGGUAAACAUCUUACAUGCUUUUAAACAGAGAACGAACACCGAUUUUCUCAGCCACUAAGCACUCAAGAAACUGCCGACAAGCAAUUUUUAUUCACGAUCUCAUACAAUAACAGUUUGAAUACCUCUUCCAUGAUCAAUUGCAGGUUGGUAUUUAUCGGUUCUCGACAACGUCUUCCUUGCUAUCUAUUUCAUGGAGAUCAUUGUGAAGCUGUAUGCUCUUCGCUCGUAUUUCUUCAAAACUGGAUGGAACAUAAUGGGUAAGUAAACAUGGCGCAGCCUACAGGAUUCACUUUAAGUUUACUUUUCACCUAGCAAAAAUUACUUGACGCGUUAAACCCUAAGAUGGAUCAGCAUCUAUUUUCUCCUUACAGUAAUAGUUCUGAAUCAUUGAUUAAGAUCAUGAGAAUAUAAAGCAAAUGAUUGCCAGCCUAGCUAAGAAGCUGUGAUUGUUAAGCAAAUUCUCCUUUUCAGUACCGAAGGAAAUGUGUAGAGAACAGUAUGGAGAAAAUGGAUGCUGUUGUUAAGGUGUGGAGGGUUAAUUGAUCAGUUUCUUAACAAUGACGAUCAUAUGCAGAAUAGCACUACAAUCCAGACUAAUGUGAUGCCGUGAAAAAUUUAGUUAAACGGACAUUAUGAGCAAUGUCCACAUUAGAGAAAUAUUUUUGCUUGCAUCCUUGUGGGUGAAAUGUUACAAAGGUAGUAGAUCAGUGUACAGGUAUUUUUGCUCAUGAAAGACUGACUGGAAUUUCUAUGGCUCUAAUUAUUGAUGCUGGACAAAUGACAGCCUUGAUUAAGAUAUAUCUCUGAACUUCACAACAUUCACAAUAACAACUAAAAAGUAUUAAGGGGAUUUAUAAGCACUCCUCUCCCCCCCCCCCACUUUCCAAUCUUAACACUCUUUGCUUUUUGAAAGCCUGGUAAAUUUUCCUAUUUCUAAAGAUAUCUUACUCAAAUUUUCAUUGACAGUAUUUAUGGGUUUUAAUGUUGAACAAUGUCGUUUUUUUUUUUAAUUAGUGCCAGACCCUGGGCAAACCUCUCCCUAACUCGUCUUAAUUCUUCCCGCGGGCGGAGAAACGCGCGUCCCGCAGCACUAAUAGUGAGGACCUACUGACAGACUAGCCUUUGACCCUGUAAACCCUAAAAGUGACCAGCAUCUAAUUUCUCUUUACAAUAACACUGCUAAACCAUUUAUUAAUAUCAUGAGAAUGAAGGAAAUGAUCGCCGACUUAAGAAGCUUUGAUCUUCAAAGAAAUUGUCCUUGUCAGUACCGAAAAGAUAUAUGGAGAAGAGUAUUGAGAGUAUGGAUACUGAUGUUAGGGUGUAAAGGGUUGAACUUCAAGCAAAUGAAACUUCCUAAAACAAUCGCCUUGGUUAAUAAUAGCGACGAUUGUACGCUGUACUUUUAAUCAUCUCACGGUCGUAAUUUUUGUGUUCUUUCCUAGACCUACUCAUCGUCCUUUUCACAGUUGUGGACUUUCUGCUGCCGCUGAUCGUGCAGAAUGUAGGUUCCUUCGAUGUGGCAGCCAUCUUUAGGCUACUGCGCAUGUUUAGAGCUAUCAGGGCGCUGAGAGCAUUGCGGGUGUUACGAACCAUCAGGUAAAGAUUUGGUGGGGUUUACUUCUGUGUGGUGUGUCCCUUUGGCAUUUGUACGAGCGUUGUUGUGCUAUGCAAUCUUUAAGCAAAAGUGACACUACUCUUUUAAUCUCCUACGUGCCCAUCGUUGUGGCGCGUUCUGCAAUACAAGGGGAGGUGGGGGGAAGGGUAGUGUGUUUGGUUAAAAUCUUAGAUUACGGCUAUGACAGGCCUUGCGCGAAGAAGCUCGGCCCCAGAGAAAAAGAGCUUUGAGUAUGGCCUUAACGGAGACACAUUGAAAAGCUUCGCUCAAUCCCUACUGUAACUUUGGCAAGACCAUUUGCGACUUCAACCAAAAUUACCACUACAUUGUCUGGAAUACAUGGGUUAAGAGGAUAUUAAUCAAACUCCAUGUAAGAGUGGGACGGAACGAGGAUUAAAAAAACCACAACAACAAUAUUAGUAUUUUACAGAACUGCGGCUUAAAGUUUAUUACUGAGCAAUUUCUAAAACUUUAGAAAACAAGUCUAUGAUAUAACCAAAUGAUACGGAAUCAUGACAUACUGUUCUGCGAUGAUCUUUCAGUAAAUCUUUUUGAUUUAGAGGCCUGAAUGUUUUUCUUUGAAGGUUUUUGAAAAAUCUACAAGUUAUCAUGACAACGAUCCUAAAAUCGUUCAGGGCGCUGAGUACGAUCGUUAUGCUACAGGGACUCUUCCUUUGUAUCCUUUGACUCCUGUUAUAAUUAUUUGUACAGCAAAUUUUUCUCGAGGCUUUACGGCUUGCCUUAUCGACUAUUUUUAUUCUCUCUCCGACCAUUUUCUGCGUUGCCCAGGCAGCUGGGCGUUUUGUUGGAGGUUUCAUCGGCGGAGCUGCUAAAAUUAGCGAUAGAACAAGCUCAGCUUCACUGUUUCAGCGCCCCUGCCUCUUUCUUUUUUCUCGUUUUAACAACAUGCCUAAAAACCGCUCGCGACGACGGCCAUCUUCUUUAACACAGCACGGUUUCAAGCAGAGUUAUUCUCUUCAAUAUGAGAUAAAAGCAUUUUACUUCUUUCGUAGAAUAGGCCUAAACUAUAUUUUGGUUACACUAGCGUAAUCUCAUUUGCAGAAUCUGUUACUGCAAUAGAUUCCUAACAAUGUGGUCUAUAGAUAUGUUUGCGGUGAUAGGUCGCGGGUUAUUUUAUGAAGUAGCUCCCGCCAGGUUUGGUACUCUGGGGAAGGCGUUCUUCACACUCUUCCAGCUCAUUACUUUGGACGAUUGGUUCUAUAUGUACAGUGAUGUUGUGGCGAGAAAUCCAGGUGGGCUAAUUUUUUUUUCUCAGCUCUUUUGAUCGCGUUCUGAAUAGGAAAAUGUAUGUGCCGCUAAUUGAACGCCAUCUCCUCGCGCAAAAAUUUGAUUUCUUUCAAAUCUUUUGCAACAACUUCUUUUUUUCUCAUUUUAAUAUCUUUUGCUAUUUAUUCCUUGAUAUAAUUUUUUAAUAUCUAUCUUUUGUCUCGUUUUUUCGUCUGUGUGUCCACUAUUCCAUCCGUCCGCUUGUUCAACUAUUCAUUUCAUAUUUAUGUAUGCAUUUUGUUCAUUCAUUCGUUAUUUCGGUCAGUCACUCAUGUUUUUAUCAUAUCUACUUUCUCCAUACAAUGUUCUUAGCACGUGAUCCUGAAAUCAAAGCAUAACUGUUAUUCCAUUGAUGAACACUUCUGAUAAAUAUUCAGACGCGUUUACUCUUAACGUUGCAAAUUUGUUCUCCGAGUAAUACUUACGUAUUGAACAAGUUUGUGAUCAAAACAGACAUAAACCAAAACCAAAUUAACAGCGGUCUUCCACCCCCUUUAAGAUCACUCAUUGCUGUCUGUCUAGCGUGCGAGCAGGCUCUCUGUUUGGGUUUCGCCUUUCAGCAAACCCACCUGUUAUAAUCGACAGCCGCUUCGGGAAAAAGUUGUUAAAAUACCUGAAUAACUUGUCAUUCAGAUGAAAGGUGUCCAAAGGGGCCCGCAUACUGUAAUACUGCUAUUGACUUAAGCUCAAAGUGGGUAAAAUCUUUUUAUCCUGUUCUAUUUCUGGUAGGUUAUGGUUACAUCAUCUUUUAUCUCAUCGUUUACAUCGUCCUGGAGAAUUUUAUCUUUAUGAAGUAAGAAUUUUCUGUUGUUCCUGUUGAUGUUAUUGGUGUUGUUGUUGCUGCAGUUGAAAGGGACCUUAUUACAAGAUCUCUCUCAAGAAAGGCUACAUUAGGCGAAGACGUUUAGAACUAGUGGAUGACUCAAGUGAGUUAUUGAACUUCCAUUUUCUUCUAAUUCCUCAUUUCUCUUAGUCUGUUCGUGGCAGUUCUGGUGGAUAACUUUCAGCGAACCAUCACAGCCGUGGAAAACAAGCCUCACAAGAAAAACAGCGGGAUUCACUUCAAGAGUGUCUUUGAAGACGUAAGAUCGGAAGAAAACUUUGUUGAAAUGCGAUCUAUGAGUCGGAAGUGUAACAACAGAUCUCAUAGUACCAGUAUAAGCAGUACAUUGAUCCCGUAUCUGUUCUUUCCAAAGUCGUUCCUUGAUAAUUUUAGGAAGCCUUAGGCUGUUUGUUUCUAUCAACAAAGAAUUCCAUUUUAUCAUUUAUUUUAAGGUAUUAUCAAAGAAACCCAAAAUUAAUCGGGAACGGGAUUAAAUGGAUUAAAUAAAGUUUUUACGUCCAAUGGUUUGUAACGGAAAAUCACUCAUUUUCUCUUUUUCUAAUCCUUUUAUUAGGUAAAGUCAGGCGAAGAAGGAAGUGCAUACUCUUUUUCGGACAAUUCUUUUUCCGAAUUUGAAGGUAAAAAAGGUCUGGGUUCGAGACCUGUCAGGGUCAUUGUGUAGUGUUUUAAGGCAAUACAUUUUACUUUCACCAUGGUCACCAUGCCUCUCUCCUCCCAGGAGUUUAGAUGGGUACCGGCGAAUUGUCAGGACUGCGUGAUGAAAUGCUGGACGAUCACCUUCCGAUUGACUGGCAUCUUACUCAGGCGGGAGUAUUAAUGGUCAGUCGCUUCCUAACCGGGAUAAGCCUCCUGGCAAGACCUAACCUACCUUUGAGGGAGUCCACCGAAGAAGUUGCAGUGGAACUUGAGUUAGAAUUGAAAAAAGCGUUACAAGGGUCUGAUUGGCUCUGUUACACUUGAACGCUCUCGUAAAGUUUACAGCAAAUGGGCACCGUCUUAAUUUUCACCAUUCUCAUAAGCUGAGGUGGAAAUAUUUUCAAAUUUUGUGGUCAAUGAGAGAUUUGUUUUCUUCUCUUUACUGUUGGUUGAUAUGUGGCUGAAGGGAAACGUGGAAGUGAAUGUUUAAUAUCAUUGUUCUAGUAGACGAGGAGGAGGAAGAAGACGCCGACAUCGUGAUUGCGAAAAAAGUGGAGGACUACUAUCCUAAAAAUAAAUUCUCUGACAGGUAUGAACAAAGCACAAGUUCCCAGUCUUCUUCCGUUAACCCUUUCACUCCUGGGACUGGUGUACAAGUGAUUUCUCCCUGGCAUGAUAUCAGCUUCAUUUCCAACAGAAAGGUGAAGGCAACAGUGAGAGAUAUCAACACCAGAAUAUUGUGUGAACAUCUGAUCAAACACCCAAUUCUUAAUAUUACCGCUAGAGCAACUCAUCCCCUCCAUUUACGUUAUCCCACACAUAGAACAACUGUCAUUAAUAUUUUAUUGCUUUCUAGGGAACGAGCUUUCAUCGCCGAAUAUUUUACCCUGCUCGUCUCUUUGGAAUACAACGUGCAAGAGAUGCACAGAGUACAACAGCUGGCAAACGAUCUCGUGGAUAUUACAGUCUCGGUAAAGCAAAUACUCUUUUUCUAAAGAAUAAAGGACCUUUCAUUAUUCAAAGCCUUGUUUGAGAUAAGGGAAGGGGAGGGGGAGGCGGGGGCUCCGGAGGAUUUUAGUAGUAUCACAUUGAAAUAAUAGAAUAUUAAUAUUAACCUGAUCCCCAUAGGGCCGUGUGAUAAAUGUAUGGAAACCCCCCCCCCCACCUCUCAUUGACAGUUGAUGUCCUAUAGUUCCCCUUUGACAUCCUCCGUUCCUCCAUUUCCCCCCGUCCCUCCCUCAUCUUCCCCAGGCGAUUAAAAAAGUGACUGGUACCUUAUGCUUGGAGCUAAGCUUUAAAUGCAGAGGCAGGUUAUUUAAAUCUUAACAAAUAUUAGUGUUGCUAUGGGAGUUUUCUUGUCUUCCUUUUUUCUUCUUUUUUUCCUCAACAACGUUUCCUUAAUAACGUUAACAUGUCAGUCGCAGAAAUAUUCUCAAAAAGGUACGAGGCCAUGUGCGAUAAACAAAUGUGCGUCGAUCAAUUCGAAGCUUCAAUAUCUUCGGCAACUCCUGAGACAUUUGAACUUCUGUUGAUUGGUUUGUUCAAAUGACCCACCCAAUAUUUUGUAAUAGGCAACAUCAGCGACUGUGACUCUUUACGCAUUUUCCAAGCUUAGUAACCUAGACCUUGUGGACCUUUUUUUUUUUUUUUAGCCAUUUGCUCCCGAAAAUGAACUACAUCUCAAUAUGUAAAAGUAAUGAUCCAUUAAAUAUUUUUGCGCGCGCGACUGGUCUAAACGCAUCACGUGACCGAAUAUGGGGGGGGGGUAUCCGAGGACCAAGUGAUAUUCAACAAUUUUUAAACCCUACGUCCACUACGAUAAGCCUUCGUUUAAUAUUUAAUUCAAGGUAAGACAGCGUUUUGUAUUUGAUACAGAAGGGAAAUAUUUAUUCGUUUAUCAUGUCGUAUCAGAGAACACUUUUACUCAGCAAAUAGUAAGCUGUUCAUAAACAUUUUUUCACGCGCGUUGCAAAAUCUUUGAAGGAUAAUAAUUACAACAGCCUCUAUUUUGCGCAAAAAUAUGCUUGUAUAUUUGUCCUUGGACAUUAUUUGUUCCUUGAAGCACACAGUUUUCCCCGAGCUUCGCUGUCGGAUAACUGUUCGCAUCUUGGAAUAGGAUAAUGUCUGCGGACAAAUAUCCGUGGAUAUUUUCACGCCAAAUAGAGGUCAUAGUUUUUACAUAACACUUGUAUUAUCCUAGAAAAACCUGGAACUUCCGAUUCAAAUUCCCAGGUACGGUUCAAAUGCUCCAUCUCUGGACACGGACGACAGUCGAAUGCCCGUUGGUUUCCUGAGGGAGGGGCGGAAGGGGAGACGCAGCUUCGAAUUGAUCGGCGCAUUAAGUCUUAACAAAUAUGAAGCAUUUAUAUUUGAUCAGUUUAAUCUCUGAGUGAUCGAUUUUUCUAGAUACCUGAUGUACCAGAGGAGUUAAUCUGA
Molecule: messenger RNA, 7392 nt
Organism: Pocillopora meandrina
Lineage: Eukaryota; Metazoa; Cnidaria; Anthozoa; Scleractinia; Pocilloporidae
Source: the annotation of a GenBank genome assembly